UUAAAAUGUUUGGCUUGUGAGGAUGGCUGCUCUAAAAAUAGCUUUAGAGAAGACUUGCAGUCGGGUCCAAUUUCUGGUUCUAGCUGAGUUAGCUUUACAAAACUUUUUUGCCACUGUUGCAAGGCUAUAGAGUGAGGAUAAAUCAAUCCUAAAUCCAGCUUGGACAUUCAUUUUGGACUUGGAUACUUAUUUUGUCCAUGGAUAAAAGAUACUAAUGUCAUGGCUGAAGAUACAGAAACAAAACACGGGGGAAGUAAGAAUGGAAAGAAAGAAGGCCUGUCCGGAAGCUCAUUUUUCACCUGGUUUAUGGUAAUUGCUUUGCUUGGAGUAUGGACAUCAGUAGCAGUUGUUUGGUUCGAACUUAUAGACUAUGAAGAAGUUCUAGCCAAAGCAAAGGACUUCCGUUAUAACUUAUCAGAGGUACUUCAAGGCAAGCUUGGGAUAUAUGAUGCAGAUGGAGAUGGAGAUUUUGAUGUGGAAGAUGCAAAAGUUUUGUUAGGACUUAAAGAAAGAUCUGUCCCAGCACAGCGCACACCAGCAGAAACUGAGGAAUCCAUUCAACCUUCAGAGCAGUCAUUCAUUAAAUCAGAACAUGAGAUUGGUGAACCUAAAGUGGAAGAGGAAAUCCAGUCAGUCCUCCAGGAAGAAUACCAUUCCCAGUUUGGAGAGAGAAAGGAAGAUGUAGAUGAAGGAGUAAAUGAUCAGCAGGAAGACAAGGUUGAAAUAUAUGAGGAAGUUUUUGAAAUUCCUGCAACGGAUGACAUACAUGGAGAAUUAGAGGAUGAAACACUAGAAGUAAUUGAAACAACGGAACCAAUUCAGGAAGACUAUCAAGCAGAUGAACCUGAUGAAAAUCAGGCGGACGAACCUGCAGUACAAGAGCCUGAAACAGUUGAGAUUCCUGUUUCAUAUAAACAUGACCUGGUUCUGGAAAAGGCAACAAAUGAGCCUGAAGUUUCAGAUGACAUUGAAUCAUUUAUAGAAGAGAAUAUUGAAUAUCCCCCAGAAGACGUGAUACAGGAAGACUACAAUGAAGAACAUGAACCAAAACAUGAAGAAGAGACUGAGAUACAGGAUCCAGGUACAGAUGAUAUUGAUACAACAGGAGUGGCUGAUGUGGAAGAUGAAAGGGCCCUUCUGGAACCAAUAAAUGAAGCUACAGAGCCAGGUGAAAUUCCUGAAGAUGUGGAAAUAAAUGAAAAGCCAUUAGAAGUAAAACAUACAGAAGACCAAGUGGUUGCUGAACCUCAUGAAACAGAAAUUCCUGUUCAAGCAGAAGAUUACCUACGUGAUGAUCUAGUAGGGAAAAGGGAAAAAGAAACUGAACAGGAACAGAAAGAGAAAGCUAAGAAGAAGAAACCAAAACUCUUGAACAAGUUUGAUAAAACCAUUAAAGCUGAACUUGAUGCUGCUGAAAAGCUGCGUAAAAAGGGAAAAGUUGAAGAAGCACUGAAGGCAUUUGAAGCCUUAGUGAACAAGUAUCCACAAAGUCCACGAGGAAGAUAUGGCAAAGCACAGUCUGAGGAUGACUUGGCUGAGAAGAUGAGAAGCAAUGAAAUACUGCAAAAAGCCAUCAGUACCUAUGAGGAAGUGGCCAGCCUGCCAAAUGCCCCAACUGAUCUGAUAAAACUGAGUUUGAAACGACAAGCAGACAGGCAGCAAUUUCUUGGUCGCAUGAGAGGAUCUCUCAUUACUCUGCAAAAAUUAGUUGACCUGUUUCCCAAUGAUACUUCAUUAAAGAAUGACCUUGGAGUAGGUUACCUCUUGAUAGGGGAUAACAGCAAUGCGAAGAAAGUUUAUGAGGAGGUUCUGAUUCUGGCUCCAGAUGAUGGCUUUGCUAAAGUACAUUAUGGAUUCAUCCUCAAGGCAGAAAACAAAAUAGCUGAGAGCAUUCCAUAUUUGAAGGAAGGACUAGAAUCUGGUGACCCUGGCACGGAUGAUGGACGCUUUUAUUUUCAUUUGGGUGAUGCCUUACAGAGAGUUGGAAACAAAGAGGCAUACAAAUGGUAUGAGCUUGGAUACCAGAGAGGUCACUUUGCAUCUGUUUGGCAGCGCUCCCUCUACAAUGUGAAGGGACUGAAAGCUCAGCCUUGGUGGACAGCAAAGGAAACUGGUUAUGCUGAAUUGGUGAAAUCCCUAGAAAGAAACUGGAAGCUUAUUCGUGAUGAAGGACUUGCUGUGAUGGAUAAAAGAAAGAGCCUCUUCUUGCCUGAAGAUGAGAACCUACGGGAGAAGGGAGAUUGGAGCCAGUUCACCCUGUGGCAGCAAGGAAGAAAAAAUGAAAAUGCUUGUAAAGGCGUUCCUAAAACUUGUGCUUUAUUGGAAAAAUACCCAGAGUCUACGGGCUGCAGAAGAGGACAGAUCAAGUAUUCCAUCAUGCACCCAGGGACUCAUGUCUGGCCUCACACGGGACCUACUAACUGUAGGUUGAGGAUGCACUUGGGCUUGGUAAUACCAAAAGAAGGCUGCAAAAUUCGAUGUGCUCAGGAAAACAGAACCUGGGAAGAAGGGAAGGUUCUCAUCUUUGAUGACUCUUUUGAACAUGAAGUGUGGCAGGAUGCAGAAGAUUAUCGGCUGAUAUUCAUUGUGGACGUAUGGCACCCUGAGUUAACACCACAACAGAGACGUACCCUUCCUGCCAUUUAAGCAGUGAUUUCUCAUGCAAAAACCACAUCAAGUUUAACCUUUUAGAGUAUAUACAGCAUUAAUUUGCCUGGUACUAAGGCAAAUGUCAUCCUUCUAAUAGUUGAAAGAUAAGAAGCAAUUGCUUCACAAUCAUUGUGGACUCAGCUUUAAAAAAUUCCUAUUUCUAUUUCAUACUGAUGUAGCACUGAUCUGAUCUUUUUGCUUUUAGGCUGCAGGUACAGAAAUACUGAUUCUUGUUAGCCAAAAAGAUUUAGUUCUAGAUUUUCAAAAUGAAGAAUAUGCAGGCACAUGUUCCAUGCCAAAAUUAUGUGUACAGAAACUAUUGCAUGUUCAUGUAUAUGCAGCCAGGCACCUCAUUUGCCAUGUUUAUGCACAAGUAUCUGGACUGUAUAUGUUUUUUACCUGAUAAUUAGGUGCAUAAAUAUGUGCAACUAACCUUGAAAAUCUAUCGUACAGUUUUGAAUAGUAGAUGUUUAAGGUAUAAAGCAACUAGACACAUCUAAAGCUGAUACUAUAUGCAGGUAAUGUGAAUCAAUAGGUUUGUUUUGUAUUUUUCUACAUGAAUAAUUGUAUUUUUCUAGCAUAACUACACACGGAUCACUUGCUUUUAUGAACCACUAUUUUUUUUCAAAAGAACAUGUAUAAUAAGUGCAUCUCCAGCUAUUAGCAGAUGGAGGAAUUUUUUUUGUCCAGACCUUAUUUUUGCUAUGUAUGGCCUUCUUCUGCCUUCUGAAAAUGCUAUUAGUAACUUACAUUAUUUAAUUUUUAGUUAAUAGAGUAUAAGACUGAUAAUUAGAUCAGUUUUGUUUUCUGAAGUGAAAUAGCCUCUCUUCAGUACAGUCCUAGGGUGAUGGGCAUUUGUGACAGUCACCUGUUGACUAAAAUGAGAGUUGUCAGUGCUCAACAGCUUUCAGAGUCAUAUGGAUAUUAACUGUUGUUCUCUGUCACAUGAAAUCCCUCUGCAUCAUGACAACCAUCUUCUGUCCAGGAAGAGCAGGAUGCAGCUCCUUCCAAGGACUCUUUUUGAGAUUGACCUGACUGGCCUUUCUUCCAAAUAAGAACCCAGAUAGAAUGGAAAUAAUGUUCCCUGAAGUAGAAGCAGAAGACCACGCUCUAAUAUAAAUCUCUGAUCCUGUGGGAAUGAAAAGACCAAAAAAAAGUGCAAUUGUUUAAAAAAUGUAUUAACUUAAUUUUCAGUGUACUCUGUAUUUGUUCUGUUUAUUAUGAGGUGAAAAGGCCUUAUUUCCCAAAAGAAUCUUAUGAGGUGUCAUGGUAGGGAACUUACUCUUCUUCUUUGCACUGCCAUACAGGGGAACACAGGGUCCUACACCUGCCAUUAGUAUCUAGGAGUACUGAAAAGGUAAAAUGGAAGAGGAUGAUCAAGAUGAAGAAUUUACUUCAUGAAUUUCAUCAGGAUUUUCUGUCCAGUCAUCUGCAAGUACCAGUAAGCUGUUAAGACUGAUGCAAGGGUGCUUAGAUAGAAUAGCAAGGCAAGGGAGCACUAGGGAUAAUCAUAAGGCAGUACAAAAUGAUGUGCAGAAACAUAGGCAAUGUUAUCCUCUUCCAUUCUUGGCUUGGAAAGUGUUGUUAAUAUGCUAAACUUAUGAAUGUGUUAUGUUACUAAGGUGUCUUACAUUACGGUAUCUAAGAACCACAUGCCUAUAUUUCAUAUGCUAUACAAUAGCCUAAAAUAGCAACAUUUAUAAAAUAACUGUGUAUUUCCAUAAAUUAAGAGCCUUUCAAACUUUCUGUUUUAUUAAAUAGUUAGAUCUUGUCAUGCCAUAAAACAUAAUGAAAAAUGACUUGUGGCAUGAAUUGCAUAACAAUUGUUGGAGGUAUGUACUAUUUCCUUUUGCAUUAGAAAAAUCUGAUUAUCAUGUUCUGAUCCAGAUUCAGUCCUGCCUGGAUAGUUAUGGUCCAAAAAAGCUUUUCUAUGUUCUCUAAAUCAGAGAAGACAAAAAGAAGACAAAACAGUAUAACCCAUAUCUAUAAGGUGUUCACAGUACUUAGGCCAGUCAUCAGUGAAACUUAAUAUAAUUACGUUUGUUUCACAUUUUGAAAUGUAAAAAUGCUUCUUUGAAAGGAUUUGUUAGAAUUAUAUAUAAAAGCAGUUUAGAUAUGAGGUACUCAUUAUCACUGGGCAUAUCAAUAGAAACCAGUCCAUCUAACUAUUUGAAUAUGCUAUAUUUCAUAAUACAGUAAAAGGAUCAAAAAAGACAAAUGAUGAAAAUAAUUUAUAAAGGAGGCAUCCAGAAGUGUUUAUCUUGGAACCAAAUAUGUUUCCUUCAAAGAAUAUUUUUAAUUGACUUUAAAUUACAUUGCAGUUUCCAGAGCUAAGAAUUAAUACCUAUGUUCCAGUGAAGACGUAACAGUUUCUUAAUUUUAAUUUGAGAAAGCCCUUGCCAUCUUUUUCUUUUUUUUUUGAGCUCAGAGUGUUCCAUUACUGUUCAUAUAGUAUUUCUCUUAAUUUUCUCUGGAAGAUGAAACCUUAUCUUUUGAGAUUAUGAUUAACAAAUUGAUUAAAGCCAUCUAGCCAAAACAUGGACACACAGGGGUAUUGCUGCUCAUUAAAUAGUAUAUGGAAGCAUAGCAUGCAUCUAAAACCUGACGGGCUCCUUCAGCCCUGACUCCAUUCCAUGCUUUAGGGGCUUCUGUUUGAUGGGGCUGUUGGAAUAGCUUCAUACAUUAAAAGGCAUGUGCAGGAACCAGUAAAAAUUGUACUGUGAAUAAAUGCUGCACCAUUUUCAGGCUUUCUGGAUUAUAAACAGAUACUUCAGCCUAAUUCAGAGCCUUUCUGAACUGGAAAAGUCUACUGACCUGAAACAAAUGAAUAAAUGAAAAGAUCAAAUGAAAAUGCUUUUAUUCCAAUAACAGAUAUCUUCCUUAAGGCUAGGGACAGAAGUUACACAUAAACCAGUAUAAGUGAUUGAAAACCAUAGAUUCACAGAUAUUAGGGUCGGAAGGGAUCUCAACAGAUCGAGUCCAACUCUGGGCAGGAAAGAGUGCUGGAGUCAGAUGACCCCAGCCAGGUGCUUGUCAGUCUCCUUUUAAAGACCCCCAAGAUAGGGGAGAGCACCACCUCCCUUGGGAUCCCAUUCCAAAUUUUGGCCACCCUUACCGUGAAGAAGUUCUUCCUGAUACCUAACUUAAAUCUGCUCUCUCAAACAGUUUGUUACAGUUUAAACCUGUCACAGAAUAGAAGUUCAGUGCAUAUAAACCUGUUUCAAAAUGGCCAAACCUGGUUUAAAAUAAACCUGGAUCAAUGUAGGAUCAGACUUAACUGAUUUAGGUUAACUGAUCUGAGGAACUACUGUCCCAGAUCCCCUCCCAACUCAAGUUAUGUCCCAGUCCCCCAGCAUCCCAAGAUGCACUGGGGCCCUUCACUAGCCCCUCUUGCAGGGCAGGUGGGCUAACCUUGCCUGUGCUGUCUGGUCCGGCUGAGCUGUGGCCAGCCCCACCACACGGCUGUCACAGAGCUGAGGCAGCAAAGCCUCUGCUCCCCUGACUGCGCCUGUCAGCCCCGCAGGGUAGUGGGAUACGGUGGGGUGGAAAGCAGGGGAACCCCCCUCGAGCCCCGCCCCCAAGCCUGCCCCAGCCCCGCCCCCGAGCCACGGUCUGUGAGAGUUGCCUCCUCCUCCCAGGACAGGCUGACUGAAGUAACUGACCUGCUGUGGGAAGGAGGAAAGGGCCCCCCCCUCUCAGCUGGCCCCCAAAUCCGGUGUCUGUCCACCUGGGGGAAACCCCAGGGGGUUUGCCCUGGUCUGCCCAGCUGCAAGGGCAAUUCCUGCCCCCUCUGUGGCCAGGCUGCCGCGAGUCACUAAUGCACAGUGGGGAGGGAGGAACAAAGCCCCCCAUCUGCAUCUCAGCACCCCCAGCUAGGGUUUUCCCAGCUGGGAUGGGCUGGGCCCCAUGGAGUUCCUCCUCCCUGUCCAUGUGGGCCAGCUUGAUAGAAAGAAAGAUGGGGCCUCACUGCCCAGCACAAGCUUUGUUUGGGUCUUGCUAGCUGCUGCUGGUGCUGGGCUCCAUCAGGAUGCACCAGGUAACUCGGGGGUCUUACACAGGGCAGUGGGAAUGAGUGAACUCCAUAGAAGGAAGGAUUGGGCCCCAUUGCUCAGCGGAAGGACCCUGGGCUGCUUGGCAUAUCCCGAUGAAGCCCCACACCAGCAGCAGACAACAAAACAUGCCAGAAGGGCUAAUGGCUUGUGCCGGGUGGUGGGGCCCAAUCCUUCUUUCUAUGGAGCCAACCCAGCCAGGCAGGAAGGGGGCAAGAAACCCUCCCGAGGCCCAGCCCCUCCAACUGGGAAGACCCCAGUUUGGGGCCUGAAACCAGGGUGGGGGGCUUUGUUUCCCCUUCCCCCCUGCACAUUAGAGAUUCACACUGGCUCAGAUGUGUGGGGGCAAUCACGCCCCCAGCACAGCUCAGGGCUCCCCCAACGUGGUAAGAUGCUGGGCUGGGGGCCAGCCCCAGGAGGGGGGUGCCUUUCCCCCUCUCCCCUGUGCAUCAGGGACUCAUGCCAGCCUUGCCCCGCAGGGUAGAAUUACUCUCUGCGCAGCUGAGCAGACCAGGACUGGAGGUAUCCCACAUGCCUGAGGUGGGGGGGCAGAAGGGGGGGAGCCAGCACCAGGAGGGAGGCUCUUUCCUUCAUGGGGGAAAGCUGGGAGGUACGCCCUAGCACCCCCUGCCUUCUGGUCUGGGUCCAUGCAGGCCUCCGUCUGCAUUUCCCAACUGAAAACUGAAUGUCAGUUCAGUUUGUUAUCUGAUAAAUCUGUGCAGUUUAGAGAAACCUGUGAAAACUGAAUCUAUGAAUUCUGCCUCUGGCUUUUUGACUGUCUGUACUUAGCCUAAGAGAUUAAGUCUUGUCCUUCAGCUUUAGAGGGAGUGUGCCAGAGAAGGGCAGUGUUGUCUAAUGUUUAAACCAUAGUAGAAGUCCUAUUAGUAGAAGCUGGAUUUUUUUUCCUGUUUAUAGCUAUCAUAUAUCCAGGCAAAGAGAAUCCAGAGUGACCACCACAUCCUGUGUAUGUGCCAAAUUAUGUGUGAUAGAUCCUUAACUAGUAUAAAUGCCAUAACCCUGUUGAAGUCACUGGAGGUAAGCUGUGUUACAUUACUUAGAAUUUAAUGGGGGAGGGGGCUAAGGGGAGGAUGGAAACCCCAAAAUAGGAGAGCUCAAUCAUGCAAUGUAUAUUAAUGUGUGGUAUUUGUCCCUACACAUUCCUACAGUAUCACCUUGCAAAGAGUGCUCUAUGCCUAGGAGGAUCACUUACUAUCUUACAGAGCAAGCCCCAGUUGAUGGCAAACUGCUGAUGGAAAAAAAAACACACAAAGGAAUUACAUUCGUUCAGCAAUUAUUCUGUAAUAUAAUUACAGAUUUUGAUAAUAUACCUGGUAGACAUGUAUUCUGGCGAGGUUUGUAAUGGCUAGAGGUAACCCAUUCUUUUGUCAUUCACUAUAGUCUGACUGUGUUCAAUUAUAAACUAUAUCAUCACUUCAGUUUAUGCAUUCAGGGUGGCCUUUCCCAAGGAAUACCAAAAACCAUGUUAUGUUUCACACUGUCAUCUCAUAUUAUGUAUAUCGUUUACACUACUAUCUUUGACAUAUGCACAUGAAGCACUUGUUUUAAAAAAUGUCAGCAAGGGGUGACUGAUUGGAAGGUAAAAGGCACUAUAAAAAAUUGUAAAAAAACUCUAAGGAAAUAAAGUCACUACACAAAUGUUAA
Molecule: messenger RNA, 8360 nt
Organism: Alligator mississippiensis (American alligator)
Lineage: Eukaryota; Metazoa; Chordata; Crocodylia; Alligatoridae
Gene: ASPH
Product: aspartate beta-hydroxylase
Exons: 29
Coding region: 220-2646 (808 amino acids)
Biological process (GO): peptidyl-aspartic acid hydroxylation
Cellular component (GO): endoplasmic reticulum; membrane
Molecular function (GO): peptidyl-aspartic acid 3-dioxygenase activity; protein binding
Source: RefSeq, a predicted model, not a curated record